Molecule: messenger RNA, 1079 nt
Organism: Mercurialis annua (annual mercury)
Lineage: Eukaryota; Viridiplantae; Streptophyta; Magnoliopsida; Malpighiales; Euphorbiaceae
Product: tropinone reductase homolog At5g06060-like
Exons: 5
Coding region: 69-890 (273 amino acids)
Molecular function (GO): oxidoreductase activity
Source: RefSeq, a predicted model, not a curated record
CAUGGUCGUCGUCCCAGCAGCUACUUAGUACUUACUUUUUUUAGUAACCUGCAACUAAAAGUCCAAACAUGUCAAACACUGGAACCAGUUUCAAACAAUCACGAUGGUCUCUUCACGGAACCACCGCUCUCGUCACCGGCGGCACCCGCGGAAUCGGGAAUGCAACGGUGGAGGAGCUGGCUGGACUGGGAGCUAGGGUUCAUACAUGUUCAAGAAAUGAAGAAGAAUUGAAUAAUUGUUUGAAAAAUUGGACGGAGAAGGGCUUUUUGGUAACUGGGUCGGUCUGUGAUGCAACUUCUCGAGCUCAGAGAGAGAAGCUGAUUGAAGAAGUGGGUUCUGUUUUUAAAGGCACUCUUAAUAUUCUUGUUAACAAUGUUGGCACGAAUAUAAGGAAGCCAACUACUGAGUACACUGCUGAAGAAUAUUCCAAAAUCAUGCUAACUAACUUCGAAUCUGCAUACCAUAUGUGUCAACUUGCCCACCCUCUUUUAAAAUCCUCCGGUGCGGGAAGUAUCAUAUUCAUUUCCUCUGUCGCAGGUAUUCAGCACUUAGGUAGCGGAUCAAUUUACGGGGCAACUAAGGGUGCGAUUAAUCAACUAACGAAAAAUUUGGCCUGUGAGUGGGCAAAGGACAAUAUCAGGACUAAUGCUGUUGCACCUUGGUAUAUCAGGACCUCAAUGGUGGAGCGGCUGCUUGGAAACAAAGAAUUCUUGGACAAGGUAGUUGCAAAAACUCCUCUUCAGCGGGUCGGAGAAGCAACAGAAGUUUCAUCUUUAGUAGCAUUCCUUUGCCUACCAUCUGCAUCUUACAUUACUGGGCAGAUUAUUUCUGUUGAUGGAGGCGUGACAGCGAAUGGAUUUGAUUCCGGAAUGAGACUCGAUCUUAGUUGAAAAACCGCAUUAUCGGACACCUUUUAGCAUUACGUCUUCUUGAAUUACCUUUUCCUUGCAAUUGUGAGUUCAGUAAGCUGUGUAUUUAGAAUUUGCUAUUCAAGUUAAUUAUGGUGAUAAAUUUAGUAUGGAGAACAUGGAGAUGUAGCUUGUUGUACUUGGUCUUCAAUUUUUUAAUUAAUUCAUAAA